Messenger RNA from Arabis nemorensis, 582 nucleotides. NCBI's taxonomy places the organism in Eukaryota, Viridiplantae, Streptophyta, Magnoliopsida, Brassicales, Brassicaceae. The record is from the annotation of a GenBank genome assembly.
AUGGAUCCAAAGAAUAAGACACAAAAAGUUGCCGAAUCAGAUUUCUCUAUCCCAAAGAUGAAUCCAAAGACGAAAAAGCAAAAACUUAGCAAUUCACUAGAAGUAAUCCCAAUUAGUCCCUCUCUCACAGAGAUAGAUUUGGGAGAAGCCAUGAAGAAACAAAACGAUUUGGGCGAAGCCAUGAAGAAACAAAACGACAAAGCUUUGUUCCUUGCGUCGAAAGUAAUCGAUACAACAAAAGCAAAAAACUCUAACCUCGUCUUCUCUCCAGCAUCAAUAAACUCAGCGAUCACGAUGCAUGCAGCUGGUCCCGAAGGUGGUGACUUAGACGACUUAGAUUCUGGUGGAAUCCUCUCCUACUUGAGAUCUUUUCCACUCGAAGAGCUCAAAGCCGUUUUCAGCGAAAUCUCCUCCGUUGUUUUCGCUAAGAAUAGCUCAAGGGACGGUCCAAAAAUCAGUGCAGCGAAUGGCGUCUGGAUCGAGAAAUCACUUCUGAUUGAUCCCAAGUUCAAGGACCUCUUUGAGAAUUACUUCAAGGCUUUUUACGCUAGAGUAGAUUUCCGAUCAAAGGUACGUACGUAA